AUGUCUUCGGAGGCCAAUGGAAGUGAACGGGAAGGCGGUGAUAUCAAUAGGAUUGUCACUCAAAGGGUUGGUAAGCGUGAAGACUACAUCUCAUGGGACGAGUACUUCAUGGCAGUGGCCUAUCUGUCAGCCAUGAGGAGCAAAGACCCGAACAGUCAGAUCGGCGCCUGUAUUGUGAACGAAGACAACAGGAUUGUGGGCAUUGGCUAUAAUGGGAUGCCCUCUAUGCCCACCCAUUGCAACGAUGAUGAGUUGCCAUGGAAUCGCACCGCAGAUAAUAUACUGGACACGAAGUACCCGUAUGUCUGUCACGCCGAGAUGAACGCCAUCUUAAAUAAGAACAGUUCAGACGUGAAGAAGUGCACCAUUUUUGUGGGUCUCUUCCCAUGCAAUGAAUGCGCGAAACUUAUCAUCCAAUCGGGGAUCACAAGAGUGGUCUACAUGUCUGACAAAUACGAAGACAAACCAGAGUUCAUAGCAUCCAGACGUUUGCUGACAAUGGCUAGGAUUAAGCUGGAACAGUUCACCACCAAUAACACCCAGAUAGUUAUUGACUUAACCAAACUUAAUCAUUGA
Molecule: messenger RNA, 576 nt
Organism: Oppiella nova
Lineage: Eukaryota; Metazoa; Arthropoda; Arachnida; Sarcoptiformes; Oppiidae
Source: the annotation of a GenBank genome assembly